This is a messenger RNA of Hemiscyllium ocellatum (epaulette shark), 1904 nucleotides long. RefSeq lists its product as uncharacterized. NCBI's taxonomy places the organism in Eukaryota, Metazoa, Chordata, Chondrichthyes, Orectolobiformes, Hemiscylliidae. The transcript is spliced from 18 exons. The record is from RefSeq and is a predicted model, not a curated record. Bases 423 to 1733 code for a protein of 436 amino acids.
UCAAAGAUAAGGGCCGAAAGUACUCAUGUUAGGCAGUAUUUGGGAAUAAAUCAACAGUGGGAUAAACUGUAAAUCUUUGGAGCUCUGAAUUUGUUAGCUGUGUGAUCAGGGUUGCCUCUCUUCAGUCCUGAAGAAGGGUUGCACCCGAAACGUUGACUUUUCCACUUCGUGAUUCUGCCUAGCUUGCUGUGUUCUUCCAGCCUCCUGACUGUCUAUUUUGGAUUCCAACAUCUGUAGUUUUUUUGUCUCUUCAGUGCUGGUCAGUGCAUAUGUGGAUAUCAGGUGAGGACAGGUACAGCCUGUCUUUGGUACAUUGGCUGGGUAAACCCAACAAAGGAAACUGGCUGGCUGCCUGGAGGUAUGACCAAAACAAGACAGAAUAGGACCAAACUAAAAAUUUCAAGAAGGAGCCAGAAGGAGUCAUGGAUCUUGAUGUGACUGGAGACAGUAUUCAGAAAGUGAGUUCUCAAGAGUGGAACAAGGAACAAGAGGAACAAAGUGACAUUAAGCCAGAACAUGCUGACCAACCUUCAUUGCAAGGAAAACAGCAGCCUCUGAGUUUCUACAUUCUCCUGGGUCUCUCCACUCUACUGUCAACAGGAAUUCUCAUCGCUGGAGUCAUAAUGUUCACACAGAUGUUCAACGAAAUGAGGAAAUCGCAAUUGGAACUUAGCAUGAUGCAGAAUAGCAUGGCUCAGAUGUUCACCGAAAUGAAAAACUCAAAGUCUGACUUCAAAAUGGAUCGCUCCCAGAUGAAAAACAAAAUUACCCAGAUGUUCAGUGAAAUAAACAACUCCCAGACUGACAUCAAGACAGAACUGUCACGAAUGAAGGAUGACAUGAUGGAGAUGUUCAGCGAUAUCAGUAAUUCGCUGGGCCAUACCAGAUUGGAACUUUCCCAGAUGAAGACUAACAUAGCUCAGAUACCAGUGGAGACAAAGAACUCUCUGUCUGAUUUCAGGAGCAAGGUCUCACAGCUGAAGAAUAUUACACAGGUGGUCUCUGACAUAAGACACCUACAGGUUAACCUCAAGGUUGACCUUUCACAGAUGAAGAACACAAUUGCACAAGCAGUCCAGGACAUGAAAGUCUCCCAGGAGGGUGUCAAACUGGAAUUUUCACAGAUGAACAGUAACAUGACUCAGAUGGUUCAUGAAAUAAGAAACGUCCAGGCUGGUCUGCAGACAGAACUAUCACGGACAACAAAUAAAUUUAUUGGAAUGUACAAAGAUACAGGGAGUUCCCAGGCUGUUCCCCAGAUGAAGAAUAACAUGCUAGAGAUGUUCCAUGAGCUGCGAGUCUCGCUUGCUGAUUUCAGGAUGGAGCUCUUACAGAUGAAGAAUAACAUCACACAGAUGUUCAGUGAGUUGAGAAACUUUGAGGUUAUUAUGAAGGUGGAACGAAUAUAUGUGGAGAAGAAACUUUCUCGACUGUCAGAAGAAAUGCAAAACUCUCACACUGAUUUCAGGAUGAAGCUUUCACAGGUGAACAAGACUGUACAGACAUUCGAUGAAAUAAGGCAUGCACAGACUGAUUUCAAGAUGGAAUAUUGUCAGCUGAAGACAAACAUCACGUGGAUGUUCAAUGAGCUGAGGAUGGCCCAGGCUGAUUUCAAGAUGGAGCUUUCCCAAAUGAAUUAUGACAGUAGUUACAAAGAGGUUCAGCGAAAUACGAAGUGCACAGAGUUGGUGGAGAGUGGAACUCAGUCAAUUAAAGAAGGACUGUCAGUAUAGCUAAUGUGUUUCCAUGGCAAAACUAUUCAGGAACACUAUAUCACAGAAUUAUCAUGCUGCUGAAGGAUGCCAUUUGGCCCAUUGUGCCUGCAUUGGCUCUCAUAUCUCCUGCAUUUUCCCCAUAUUGCUGCACUCCUUCACUAUCCAAAAAUAAAACAACAAAGGAAUGAA